GAUUAUUGUAUUUCGCACUCAAAUCAUUGCACUGUCUUCCGUAAGUCAUGACGGCUAAACGGAUUUAACCCGCACAGACUUAAGAAGUGCUCAAUGUAAAGGAUGAAUGCUGAGGAUAAGUUGGAGGGUAUGUUGCUCAAGUGCAGCAGCGGAGGAAUGGAUGGAGGAGGGAGAGUUAGCUUGGGUGCCAGAGGAGGACUGGUGGUGAUGACCCUUGGGGAACGAUCGCUGGCAAACCACCCUCUGCUGGCUGAUGAUGAUGACGAUGAUGAAGAUGAUGAGGACUUGACUGGAAGUUCCUUGGUUACACAUGACCUGGUUCCUCCAGAGCAGCUGAUGAUGCAGGAGGAGGUGACAAAAAAUGGUGGAGGAGAAGAGGAUGGAGGGGGCGAGGUGGGAGUACAUUUCCCCCUAAAACUCACCAAUAAGCUGCCAUGCUUGCUUCAUAUGCCAUUGAGCAUCAAGCAAGAGCUGAAGCUUUCUGACCUUACAAAGAACAAAAAAGCAAUCAAGGACCAGGGUGUGUGUCCCAAGAAGAAAAAAAGGAAGCAGCGCUCACCAGCAAAAAUUCUCAGCAUGAAUGAUGAUGGCUCUGUGACCGUCCCAAACCCCAAGUGUCACAUUUGUGUCCACUGUAACGCUGCAUUUAGAACAAACUACCAUCUGCAGAGGCAUGUCUUCAUUCACACUGGCGAGAAGCCUUUUCAGUGCAGCCAGUGUGACAUGCGCUUCAUUCAGAAAUAUCUUCUCCAGAGACACGAGAAGAUCCACACUGGUGAGAAGCCUUUUCGCUGUGACGAGUGUGGGAUGAGGUUUAUUCAAAAGUAUCACAUGGAGAGACACAAGAGGACUCACAGUGGAGAAAAGCCUUACCAAUGUGACUACUGUCACCAGGUAUUAUUACUCCUGUUUUUGUGAAAAUUAAGCAGCAAUAUAUUAUUAUAAUAUUGGAAGGAGUGGUG
Messenger RNA from Nematolebias whitei (Rio pearlfish), 962 nucleotides. RefSeq names its product zinc finger protein 148-like. The transcript has 6 exons. The record is from RefSeq and is a predicted model, not a curated record. Gene Ontology annotation, molecular function: DNA-binding transcription factor activity, RNA polymerase II-specific; RNA polymerase II cis-regulatory region sequence-specific DNA binding. NCBI's taxonomy places the organism in Eukaryota, Metazoa, Chordata, Actinopteri, Cyprinodontiformes, Rivulidae. Gene Ontology annotation, biological process: regulation of transcription by RNA polymerase II. The coding region runs from base 103 to 918 and encodes 271 amino acids.